AUGGCACCGAAGAAGGGCGAGAAGAAGAAGGGGCGCUCUGCCAUCAACGAGGUGGUGACCCGCGAGUACACCAUCAACGUCCACAAGCGCAUCCACGGCAUCUCCUUCAAGAGGAGGGCUCCUCGCGCGCUGAAGGAGAUCCGCAAGUUUGCUGUGAAGGAGAUGGGCACGCCUGACGUCCGCAUCGACACCCGUCUCAACAAGGCCGUGUGGGCCAAAGGUGUCCGGUGAGUGAGUCUGGUCCCGGUGGCUUCAGCAGAUCUG
Molecule: messenger RNA, 264 nt
Organism: Sinocyclocheilus grahami
Lineage: Eukaryota; Metazoa; Chordata; Actinopteri; Cypriniformes; Cyprinidae
Gene: rpl31
Product: ribosomal protein L31
Exons: 2
Coding region: 1-231 (76 amino acids)
Biological process (GO): cytoplasmic translation
Cellular component (GO): ribosome; cytosolic large ribosomal subunit
Molecular function (GO): structural constituent of ribosome
Source: RefSeq, a predicted model, not a curated record